Messenger RNA from Lingula anatina, 4336 nucleotides. Its product is annotated as TPR and ankyrin repeat-containing protein 1-like. The record is from RefSeq and is a predicted model, not a curated record. NCBI's taxonomy places the organism in Eukaryota, Metazoa, Brachiopoda, Lingulata, Lingulida, Lingulidae. Gene Ontology annotation, molecular function: protein binding; ATP binding.
CAUUUUAGGUGAUUUCUCCUUGCUGGAACAGUUGUUUAAACUUUACUCAACAUGUCCAGAGAAGUAUCCAAUGCUAGAGCCUUCCUCUGUAGAUGGCACUGGAAACACCUUGUUCCAUGUGAUAGCAAAGGGCACCUGCUCUCCCCAUGCUGUGAAUGCUGCCAGGAUUCUGCUUCAAAACAAGGUCAACCCACUGGUGAGAAACAGGGAUGGUUUAACAGCAAUGCAGAUGUUGAAGAAGGGAAAUGACCGAAGGAUGCAGUAUAUGAAACAGGCAAAACAAUUCUAUCCAGAUUUUUCUCCUCCCACACCAAGAAAAAAGAAAGGCAAGCAGAAGGAAAAUGAGAAAUCAGCUGUUCUCCCUGCUGAUGAUGAAGUUACUGCUAAUGAAGCACUGGAUACAGCUCAGAAAGAUAUAACAUGCGGACAGGAUACAGCUCAGACAGACAUAACACCUCAUUUGUUGAAGAAAGAGGGCACAACUAGCAUUGUUCCAAAGAUGAAUAAAGAAGACACAAGGAAGAGAAUAUCUUCUCUCAUUUCAGACUUGCCACAAAUGGAACCCAAAAGAUGGAAAGAUGAUUCUGCAAGUAUGCUUUUGUCCAGUGCAGCCUCUGUUAAAGAUGGACAAGCAAAAGUUGAACAAGGUGUUUACAAUGAAAACUCUGGUGUAGGAAAAACAGCAGUAAUUGAAGAAGAUGAAAUCCAAAAUGACCUUGAGACUGAUCUACAGGAAAAUAAAUUCGAAGAAGAACCUCAAGAUGUUGACCCAAGCCUAUUUGAUGACUUGGUAUGGGAGGUAGAAUGCACAGCCAAUCUGUGGAAACUACUGCGGGAGAAAAAGUUGGAAAUCAAAAUGAAAAGAAGAAUCAUAGAGAAAAUCCAAUUCCUUGGCAAUGGCCACUGGAGACAAGAUCUCUGCAAGAGACUGGAGGGGGCUGCCAAAAAUGCUGGAAUGAAGUUGUAUGAGGCCAAGCUGACCAAAGGGGCUCGUAUUCUCUGGGAACUGGCCAUUGCUUUCUCUCCACGUUGCAGUGAGAGCGCUGAGCAGAGACUUGGCAUGGAAUCUAUCAAAGAAGGGGUGGUUGGAGGGAGAAUCUACUCUGAAGUCAUCCGAGUGUGGGAUGUUGUCUUUGAUCACGAUAAUGUCUCCAGGAAAAUUGACAGCAUUGUAACAUCUUUCAACAGAGGACAGGAAUGUAUUAUUCAGAAGAAACUCAAAGGCAUGGAACGCAAGGACUUCCCUUCACACAAGUUCACUGAUCAGAGAAUACCUAUGUAUUUCCACGAGGUGGACACAGAGGAGAAGGAGCCACCUAACCCUCUGCCACAUAUGCCUAAACCAGAAUCUUCGACCAAAUUCUUUCCACCAGCAAGUGCCAAUGAGACAGAGUACCACAUCAUGAAAUUCUAUUCAUUCACGUCGGCUCUGGUCAACAAUGUUCUUCUCAACCAAGACACCAAAGUAGACUUUCCUUUCAGGGUAACAGAAUUAGAGCAUGCCAUUAUCAACUUGAACCCAAAACCACCACAAUCAAUCCUUCUACUAGGCAGGAGUGGGACAGGGAAAACCACCUGCUGCUUGUAUCGCCUAUGGACCUUCUUCUCACGUUACUGGGAGCAAGCCGCCAGGGCUGGAGAGCCCUUGAUUCCCCGUAGUGUCACCUUUGUGCACCAGGACGUAAAGGCAGAUAAGGCUAAUAACAAAGAUACAUCAGAAAUGUCUGAUUUUGGUGAUGAUGGCGAUGAUGAUGAUGAUGAUGAUGAUGAUGUAUCAGCUGAUGAAUCAGAAAAGUUGGAUGUAGCCAGCAAAGGUGCCACAUGUAACACAGAAGACUGCCAACAAGAACCUGGCAACACUCAGGAAGCCCCGAUCAUGGAACAUCUGCAUCAAGUGUUUGUUACUAAAAAUGCUGUGCUUUGCAGUGAAGUGAAGAGAAAUUUCAGGGAGUUGAGUCAUGCAUGGGAACCUGCCAAUGCUCAUGUUGAAGUGGAAGACCUUCCUUUGCCAAAUUGUCUACAGGAAGCCCACCCUGCUCAGUUCCCACUGUUUAUCACAGCCAAACAGUGGCUGAUGCUUCUUGAUGGAUCCUUGCUGAAUUCAUUUUUUCCACGCAACCAAGAUGGCAGCCUGAAGCGGCAUAUUCAGGGCUGGGGAGAAAAAGAAGCAAGUGUGACCUAUAUCCCUGAUCUGGAUGAUUCUGAUGGUGAGUUGGAGGAUGAUGAAGAUGACACAGUUUUACCAGGUGACCCUGAAAAUGAGGAUGUCGCCAACCAACCACAGCCAAAGGAAACUGAUCCAAGGCGAGAGGUAACAUAUGAAGUAUUUGCCUGUGAGCUUUGGACCAAAGUGAACAAGGAGAAGAUUGACUACCACCCUACAUUAGUCUGGAUGGAAAUUAUGUCUUUCAUUAAGGGUUCUGUAGAGGCCCUGCACACUGAGAAGGGUGAACUGUCCAGAGAGGGAUACCUAGAGCUUGGACAGAAGAGGGCACCCAACUUCUCCGGAGAUCGGAACAAGGUGUAUGACAUGUUUGAGAGAUACCGUCAGAUCAAGUUGACCAAGGGGCUGUUUGAUGAAUGUGAUGUGAUCAGCCAUAUUUACCGCAGAUUGAAAGAUAUUAAAGUCUUGCAGUGGAGCCUUCAUCAAAUCUAUGUGGAUGAAACCCAAGACUUUACCCAGGGUGAACUUUCCCUCUUCAUACGGUGUUGUCAAGACCCCAAUUCUUUAUUUCUCACAGGAGACACAGCCCAGAGCAUCAUGAGAGGAGUUGCCUUCCGUUUUGAUGAUCUCAAGACUUUAUUCCACUAUGCAAGCAAGUCUUUCAAAGCUGUGGGCAAGACAUCAGCAGUGGCUGUCCCCAAGAAGGUGUACCAGCUCACCCACAACUACCGAUCUCAUGCAGGUAUCCUGGACCUGGCAUCCAGUGUGAUUGAUCUCUUGGUGAAGUUCUUUCCAGAGUCUUUUGACAGACUGGAGAGAGAUCAGGGCUUAUUCCUUGGACCCAAACCAGUUCUUUUGCAGUCCUGUAGUUUCAGUGACCUUGCAUUACUGCUGAGAGGAAACAAAAGGAAGACGUCUGAGAUUGAGUUUGGCGCCCACCAGGUUAUCUUGGUUGCCAAUGAGGAGGCAAAGAGCAACUUGCCAGAGGAACUUAGUUUGGCCCUGGUGCUGACCAUCUAUGAAUCCAAAGGCCUGGAGUUUGAUGAUGUCCUGCUAUACAAUUUCUUCAAGGAUUCCCCAGCUUACAAAGAGUGGAGAGUUGUGACAGGUCACCUGGACAAGCUGCUGGAGCAGUACAAGUACAACCAAGAGAAAGGACAAGAUAAUCUUGUGGAACUGGAUAUUGAUGAAGAGUAUGACAAUGUCCGUCCUAGACCAUUAGACUUUAGCCCAGAGAAACACAAAGUAUUGAACUCUGAGCUCAAGUAUUUGUACACAGCUUUGACCCGGGCCAGGGUCAAUGUCUGGAUAUUUGAUCAGGACGAGGAAAAGAGGGCACCUAUGUUUGAAUAUUUUGUUCGAAGAAAGUUGAUGGAUGUUGUGGAGACAAGAUCUGACAGCAGUGAUGACGGUCUGUCAUCUGCAAUGUUUGCAUGUACUUCUACAGCAGAGGAGUGGGUGAAGAGAGGUGAUUAUUUCUAUAAUCACAAGUUGUACCAAGUAGCUGCUAAAUGUUACAGAAGAGGUGGUGAAGAAGUCCUGGAAAGAAUGUCCUUGGCUCAAGCAAGAGCUCUGAGUGCAGAGAGACUGAGAGAAAACCCACACAAAUUAAAACAGGAGUUUCUCCUGGCUUCUGAGGAGUUCUUGCAGUGUAGUAUGCCAUCUGAGGCAGCCAAGUGUCUGUACAAUGCAAAGGAGUUCCUGUUGGCAGCCAGACUGUUUGAGAAGAUGGCAAAGUUCAGGGAUGCAGCUGUCCUUUACAAAAAAGUCAAGUAUUACCAGGAUGCUGCCAAUUGCUAUGAGCAAUCCUCUGACUUCAGGAAAGCCAUUGAGAUACAUGUGUCAGUGGAUCAGUUCCAGAAAGCAGCAGAUGUCCGUGAAAGAUAUGACAUUAAAGCACAGGAAUACGUGUCUCAUGGAAAGAUGCUGCCACAGGCUUUAAUAAAUGGAGCCCCAAGUCCUCUUCAUAGCAUGGACUAUCUUUGCUUUGAAGCUGCAAAAUUGCAUUUUCAUCGCAGAGAGUAUGAUGCCAUGAAUGCAGCCCUAUCACGCCUUCCCUUUGAACGACAACUUCAGUUUCUCAAAGAAAGAAACAACAUAGCUGGUGUUGCUGCUUUGUAUAAAAGAAAUGGUGAGUAUUUAAAUAGGGUUAGAAAUUAUAUUCACAAGUAA